UCCCGCGGCCGCUGCUGGAGGCGGCGGCGGCCCGGGCUCGUCCCACAUAUAUUCCUGCCGCUCCGCUCGGCCUGGCCUGUCCUCGCUGCGUCCUGCAGCCGCUGGGCCAUGGCCGGGCGGCUCAGCGCUGCAAGCUAGUGCCGGUGACCAAGCUGCCCUCCCUCCCGCGGCUUCGUAUUCCAGCCUCUGCCUUCACAUCUGCCGCUCUCUGCGAGGACUUCCCCACCCGUGCGUGCACUUCUCGACUUUCCCGUCCCUCACUGCACCGCGACUGCACUUUUCCCCUUCCCUCCUCGCACCCCUCCCGCCGCUGAGGAUGCGGCUGUCGCUGCUCAGCCCCCUGCUCCUGCUCUGCCUCAGCCGCAGCCGCGGCUCCGCCGAGCUCCCGGCAGCUCGAGCCAAGUGCCCGACCCGCUGCGAUGUCUCCAAGUGCCCCAGCCCCAGCUGCCCCAGCGGCUACGUCCCCGACCGCUGCAACUGCUGCCUCAUCUGCGCCGCGGGCGAGGGGGACUCUUGUGGCCGCAAGGAAGACCCUCCCUGCGGGGACAGCCUCGACUGCCGCUACCCCAUGGGCAAGCGCUUCGCCAAGGGGGUCUGCCAGUGCAAGCUCAGCGCCCAGGUGUGCGGCAGCGACGGGCGCACCUACGACAACAUCUGCCAGCUGAAGGCGGUGAGCCGCAAGGCGCUGCAGCACGGUCUGCCCGCCGUCGCCCAGGUGCAGAAGGGAGCCUGCGAAUCGGGUCACCUACAGUCCAGCAGUCCAAGAUACAAAUUCAACUUCAUAGCAGAUGUGGUGGAAAAGAUUGCACCUGCAGUUGUGCACAUUGAACUUUUCCUCAGGCACCCUCUGUUUGGUCGAAAUGUCCCACUUUCCAGUGGAUCUGGGUUUAUUAUGUCUGAUUCUGGUUUAAUCGUGACCAAUGCACACGUGGUGUCAAGUACCAAUGCUAUAUCAGGGAGACAACAGUUGAAAGUGCAGCUGCAAAAUGGUGAUACAUAUGAAGCAACCAUCAGAGACAUUGACAAGAAAUCUGACAUUGCAACAAUAAAGAUCCACCCUAAGAAAAAAUUACCCGUGUUGUUACUGGGGCACUCUGCUGAUCUAAGACCAGGAGAAUUUGUGGUGGCAAUUGGAAGCCCAUUUGCCCUACAGAACACUGUGACAACAGGUAUCGUCAGCACUGCUCAGCGAGAUGGCAAAGAACUUGGCUUGCGGGACUCAGAUAUGGAUUACAUUCAGACAGAUGCUAUUAUCAAUUAUGGAAACUCUGGAGGACCACUAGUUAAUCUGGAUGGUGAAGUGAUUGGAAUUAACACCUUGAAAGUUACAGCUGGAAUUUCCUUUGCUAUUCCAUCGGACCGCAUUACUCAGUUUCUCACAGAGUCACUUGACAAACAAAAUAAAGAUAGCAAAAAACGUUUCAUUGGCAUCCGCAUGCUGACAAUAACACCUGCCUUGGUGGAAGAAUUGAAACACAAUAAUGCCGAUUUUCCUGAUGUCAGAAGUGGAAUUUACGUACAUGAAGUUGUUCCAAAUUCACCUUCUCAUAGAGGAGGUAUCCAAGAUGGAGAUAUAAUCGUUAAAGUCAAUGGGCGUCCUUUGAUGACUUCCAGUGACCUUCAAGAGGCUGUGAUGAAUGAAUCACCUCUACUACUUGAAGUUCGAAGAGGAAACGAUGACUUACUAUUUAACAUUGAGCCUGAAAUUGUCAUGUAAAUAGAACUGAGGAAACUCCCACCAUAAUUAAACACACUUACUCUGGAACACUAGAUACCUCCUUUACAGCUACAGUAAUUAUACUUUGAGUUGACUAAUGACAAGGUGGACUAACUUAAUUGCCUGAUCCAUUUCUGUACAUAGUAGCUAGAAUGAAUUCAGUUAUGCCAUGUAUUGCAGAAUUAACUUUCAAAGCAAAUUAAGACUGAUGUUCUGGGGUGGGGGAAGAAAGCAAGCUUUGGGUAGCUGAAGGAAAUGGGUUCCACUUCCAGUUUAAGCAGACUUCAGAGCAGGUUUAGUUCUUCAUUUGGAGAGACAAAAAUACAACUGGAAUUGAGGAAAUAUGCUGACAGAGAAAACUAUUCAUAGAUUAGUCAUGCAGAAUCAUGCUAUUGCAAUUGAGCUUUUAUAUAUAUAUAUAUAUAUAUAUAAAACUAUAUAUAUAUAGUUAUAUAUAUAUAACUUUUCCAAUGUGAAACUAAUAUUGGCAAAGCUUUUGUUUGUUUUUAGUGCUUGUACGCUACAUAUCGAUGCAGGCAGACUAAAUCUGUAAAUAUUGAACAAAAAUGGUAUCAGGCUAUAGAGUGUUACACCUAGGUCAUGCAAUUUUGGAAUAUAGUAAAUGAUUCUUAUAGAAUUAAUGCCUUAUUAUAUAAAAAUCAAAACGAUGUGCUGAACAAAGUUAAGUUUGAGAAAGUGCACAGUUGUUUUUUUUAUUUGAUACAAAUUAGUUUUGCAUUUUACUGGUAAGCUUUGCUGUAAAAUUGUUACACUACUUUUGGCUUGUACUGUGUAAGUUUCUACUGUAAGGAGAUUAAAGUUUACACAAAUAAAGUGCUAGUGUAAAUCUC
Messenger RNA from Numida meleagris (helmeted guineafowl), 2568 nucleotides. RefSeq names its product HtrA serine peptidase 3 (gene HTRA3). The transcript has 9 exons. Gene Ontology annotation, cellular component: extracellular region. Lineage: Eukaryota; Metazoa; Chordata; Aves; Galliformes; Numididae. Gene Ontology annotation, biological process: proteolysis. Bases 317 to 1717 code for a protein of 466 amino acids. The record is from RefSeq and is a predicted model, not a curated record. Gene Ontology annotation, molecular function: serine-type endopeptidase activity; protein binding.